Molecule: messenger RNA, 2857 nt
Organism: Electrophorus electricus (electric eel)
Lineage: Eukaryota; Metazoa; Chordata; Actinopteri; Gymnotiformes; Gymnotidae
Gene: tmem236
Product: transmembrane protein 236
Source: RefSeq, a predicted model, not a curated record
AAAUCAUAUUCUCUUCCAGCCAGUAUUUGUUCUAUUGCAAACCAAUAUGCUCUUAAACUAAAUUUUUAAAGUUCACAUUUGUCAGCAUCUUUUAAAAAUGUAUAUUAAAACGUGAACAAUGCUCCUUGCAUAGGUACUCAACCCCUAGUACUUGAUAGAAUCACCUUUUUCUUCAAGAAUAGCUUUAAGUCUGUUGGAGUAACUUGUUACCAGCUUUGCACACAAUUUGGGAAUGAUUUUCACCCCUUGGCAGAUUAGCUUCAGUUGUACAGGAUAGUUGGAUGAUUGAUCAGAAAUUUUAACAUAAUGCUACAGAUUCUUGACUGGAUUAAGAUCUAGACUUUAGCAAUUGUAGAUUUUUCACCAUUCGGUCAUCCUGUGUUGCAUUGGUCUUGUGCUUGGGAGAAUUGUCCUGCUGAAAGCUGCAGUUUCUUCCAGACUUUAUUUUUAUCAUAGUAGGCCGAUUGUGUAUUUUGAGCCAUCUACCUAUCCUUCAGAUCUAUUAGUUUGAACAAGACAUGCAGUCCCUGCAGGUGAAUGGUAUCCCCACAUACUUCACUGUUGAGGGGGUGGUUGUUGAGGAAUGUCCAGUGUUAGGUUUGUACCACAAAUAGUAUUUUGUAUUUUAGCAGGGUCACUUUUUUAUGCUUUCUGGGAAACCCUAGACAUGCAUUGAUGUGAUCUUUCCUCACAAGUGGCUUCUUUUGCCACAUUCCCAGUUGUAUACAUAACUCUUGAUACUGUUUGCUGGUGCACCUUCAUUCCACUUACAGCCAUUGAGCUCCGUACUCAGACUCUGAACUCAGCAUGAUUAUUGGCCACUCAAUCAUUCAAAAUCUCCUUUACCAUGUUGCUGAGUUUUGAGAGGCGGCUUGUUCUAGGCCAUGCCUAGGUGAAGUGAUUCACUUUCAGUGCUCACUGGAAAAUCCAAACACUUGGAUAUUAUUUUGUGACCAUGUCUCAUCUUGUGCAUAUUAAGAAGUUUUCACAGUUUGUUUUCAGAUUCACCAUCUCACCAGUGGUUCUUGAAUUAAAUGCAAACAUUUUAAUGAUUCACAGAAAGAGGUUAAUUGUAAGCUAAAUGUGUCCUUGUUAGGGCAGAAUCUUUCAUCUUAGCACAGGGGUGAAUGCAAAUGGAAUUUUUCAGUUAGUAAUUUGUCACAGAAUAUUAUCUUACAUAAUAGCCAAUUGAAAUAAAUAAAGUAUUUGGAAAUAAAUUACAUGUGAACAGAAAUAAUCAUUUUUAAUAAUGACGUUUACCGCAAUUUCCUGUUCCACUAGGGGGAAGUAGAGGUUUUAUGUUUUUAAGAGCAUGUAUUUUAUUGCAGCUUUUUUUAAGAUUUAGAUUUGCUUGUUACCAACAAACAUAUUUUAAGAGCUUGAUAUUUAUUUUAAAAUGCCCCGUUGACCUCAUUUUGUACCUGUGUCAAAACCAAAAAUCCAGACUGACGCCUAUCUUUUUAAGACGUUUUUCAGUUUGGGCAUUGACACUGACUAACUGUGGCCCCAUAAAAGAGAAGCAUGACUGCUUCAUUACUUUGGCAAUAAAAUGAGUAGGACAGGGAGUGCAAUGUAAGCAGUGCCAGAGUCCAGCGCACUCAGUCAGCCGUGCACUGGUUCAGCUGCUGUGUUGGGGAUGGUGUUGGAUGCAGCCAGCUUGGGGCUCACACUGACAUUUCACUCCUAGGGAACUUGGAGAUACACAGUCAGGAUGCCCUCUGGGAGGACGAUCAAACUCCUCCUCUACGAACUACUACAGUUCACGUGCCUGAGUGUGCCCAUCUUUGUGGUUCUGGAGCGUUUUGCCUCCCUCAUGAGGUCCGUGAGGCUCAAUGAUACUACAGCCUACUGGCUGGUGGUGUCAGUGUCUAUAGCGUAUGUGACCACUGUGACCCUGUUUAUCUGGGUGCCACUGAAGUUCUUCAUCCUGAAGUCCAGGAGCUUCAUCACUGAUGUUACUAACUGGCGCCCGGUCACGCUUGCUUUUACCCUUCUCAACACUUUGCCAUGUUUUGCCGUUGUCCUUGCCAUCUCACAGGUUCAGGUCCAUGCAGGAAUUUGCCAUGACAAUUUCAGUGAAGUCCCUGUCUCAUUAGUGCUGUUUGCCCUUGUCUGCGUGGACAUUGUGGAGAGAAUUCGGCCAUAUCGCCUCUCAGGACCAGCUGAUAAUUUCGAGUCAGACUUGGAAGACCCUGGGCCUGUGCUGACUCACCUGGAGCAGGUGUCUUCUGUGUCGGCACAGCUGCAGACUAACGGAGGUGAAAACGGACCGACACUGAGGACAGAGUUCAGAAUUGGGUCACCAUCGGGACGUUUGGGAGACGUGGGCAGGUUCAGCGCCUCCCACUCUUCCAGUACAGCCUACCUGUACUCCAGGCAGUCUCACUCGGGUUCCCUCCACUUUUUAUGGGUCAGAGACCCUCGGCAUGAGCUCUUCAUAGACACCUUCAUGUUCUGGUUGGACACAGUGGAGAUGGUUAGGGUGGCUGGCCUUGAGGCAGUCUUCUACUCAGCCUGGGCCUUUCCUACUUACAUCCUGGCUUACCUCUCCAUGCUGCGGGUGGUGCUAACUCCUAACAGUCCUGUACUGGCUGCACUGGGAGUACUGUUACAGGACAUGCCCUUCCUGGUUCUGAGAAUCUGUCUGAUGGGGAUCUUUGGUUAUGUGACCCCAGUGCUUUAUGUCAUGAAGAACCUGCUUGGGUGCCUGUCAUUUGUUUACUUCCUAAGGUUGACCAAACUGAAGAUGUUUAAGAGAAGGAGUAUGUUCUGAGGCCCACGAAGUGGCUUGCUUAAGGCUUGCUUUGGAAUGGGAAAGUUAGAGAUGGCCAACAAAUAAACACAUCACAAAAUAGGC